This is a messenger RNA of Cyphellophora attinorum, 1182 nucleotides long. RefSeq lists its product as uncharacterized. The record is from RefSeq and is a predicted model, not a curated record. Bases 1 to 1182 code for a protein of 393 amino acids. Gene Ontology annotation, cellular component: nucleus. Gene Ontology annotation, molecular function: siRNA binding. The transcript is spliced from 2 exons. Lineage: Eukaryota; Fungi; Ascomycota; Eurotiomycetes; Chaetothyriales; Cyphellophoraceae. Gene Ontology annotation, biological process: regulatory ncRNA-mediated heterochromatin formation.
AUGUUUCGUCGCAAAACCUCAAGUCUACCAGAAGACAUCGUCUUCCCAGGAACGCUAGCAGAGCUCGGCUACUUCGUCAACGACAAGGAUCAAAUUCGACAGAUCAAAAACCCCGAGCAGAGAUACAAUCCUAAGACCAACAGGAGCGAGCGAGUCAAUAUGAUGUAUCGGGAUGCCAUGAACUCAUGUGUUGCCGACAUAGUCAGCAAGCGACUGAAUCACCUCGGGUUCGAGACGCUGCGACUACCUCUCGGUGCUGGUCCAACAGACAACCACGUACCCAUCUACCUCUCACCCGGCGUCAAGCACAAGAAGAGAGUCAUCGUCUACUUUCCCGAGCGACAGAUCGAUCCGAUAAUUCAAUCAUUCCGCGUGACAGGUGAGAACGACAUCGCCACAGGGUCGGUGCUGAAGAUCGUGGAUGGCAUCAUGAAUGGUCCAGCAGCGACGACCGACAAGGGUGCCCCAGGAUUUAUCAUCACUAAUCCGAGUCAGCUGUUCUGGUAUCGUGGGGAGCAGAGACCUGUCACUUGGUACCGGUGGCUGAAUCUGCCCAUGCCGACAGCCGUAUCGCCGGCCUAUCGUGUUGAUCCGGAGAAGAACCUCAUACCUGGCAAUGCAAACUCCAAGGAGCAUGUCGAGUACAUUUUCGAAGAAGUCCUCGCAGGUAGCACCGUUGACGCGGAUGCAAAACUGGACAUCAUUGCUAUGGACUGGCUCGGCAAGGAAGUGUUGAGUAUCUUGCUGAGAAUUGUGAGUCCCUUACGAAUAAAAUCAACGGCCAAAGCUGACGUCUCAGGGCCUAAUUGGUCACAACGAGUCUCCUCCAUUUGCUUCUGCUCGCCACAACACCGCAUCGUCGACCUCCUGGAGCAUGAAGCGCCUACCGACUUAAUCGAAUUUCUCAGCAAGAAAUGCCGGGCAUAUUUUGUAUCGAAUGAGAAGCAAGGAACGGUUGUUGAGGGCCGCCCGGAGUUUGGCUGCAAUUGCUACGCCAGCGGGGAUCAGACAUACAAACAUCAAGUUCUCAUUCGUGCGUGGCCUGCGAUUCUGGACCAUUUCAACGCGGUGCACACUCUGGAGGACUUUGAGGAGGUUGAGAGAUUCGCGCCACUGGAGCUGGAAGGGAACGGGACUCAGAACGGACAGGAGAAUGGAUAUGAGGACCACAGCGAGGCAUAG